UGUUGUCAUCUAACGCAUCUAACGUCAUCACACCUGAUUUUUUGAACUAAAUAAUACGUCCGACAUGUUUUAUUGUCGAGACAUGAGAAUUAGUAAACAUUGAAGUGUCAAAUAAUUAAAAAAAUUAAAUUACCUGUGUAUAAAUUAAAUUAAAAACGUGUCAAUCAUGUUAUCAGUGGUGAAUCCUAACCUUCAAUUAUUAUAUUGUCAUAAUAUUAUUUAAUUGUUGACAAUUGUUUUAUUCAAAAGCCAACUAUUGAUGGAUUUAAUCAGCAAAAAAAGAUGAAUUAUUUUUUAUUAUAAAAAAAUCAGCAUGAUGAUUAGUUUUUAUUGUUUUAAUUUUGAUUGUAUUUUUUGAUAAAUCUUUUUAUUUUAAAUUAAAUUUUAAUUAGACAAAAUGAAUUUUGAGUUGAAUCGCUUGAAUACAUUUAACGAGUGGCCAGAAAACGCAGCUGUCAAUCCGUCAAGAAUAGCAAAAGGCGGAUUUUAUUACACUGGUCAGGGUACUAAUGUUCAGUGCUUCUUCUGCGGAGUUACCAUAUCUGAAUGGAAUUACGGGGAUCAAGUGAUGGCACGUCACCGCGAAGCUAGACCAGAAUGUCCUUUUGUUUUGAAUUCAACUAGCACCUGCAACGUUCCUCUGCUGGACUCAAAUAAUUCGACUCCUAGUCUCUUUAGUUUGCCGCCGCCACCACAAGAACCUAGGAUAGAACCAUCUGAUAGGCAGCAGCCGACGACUUCAUCUCCAGUGCAAAGUCAGAACCCUAGAAUUGAAUAUGGAACUUAUGAACAGAGACUAAGGUCUUUUGGGAAUUGGCCAGCUACUAACAAUGUUACGCCUGAAAGUCUUGCGAGAGCUGGCUUUUAUUAUCUCCAACAAGAAGAUAUGGUUGAAUGUAUUUAUUGUCGAGGCAUAAUGAGCAAGUGGGAACCAGGUGAUGAUCCAUUUAAUGAACAUAGAAACGGUUUUCCACAUUGUGAUUUCUUCAAUCACCAAGAAUCUAAUUCAGGUUUAACGACAGAAGAGAAAGAAGAAUUGGCAAACGUCAAACUAUUGUCGGGAACGACGGCGGAUUUGCAUAAAUUAGGAAUACAAAAACAUACCGGGCCGAGGCAGCUUAAGUAUGCUACGUACGAGGGUAGACUCAGAACAUUCCAAGGGUGGCCUGAUAACCUUCAGCAGACACCAGAUAUGUUAUCAACCGCUGGAUUUUAUUAUGUUGGUUCGGGUGAUCAAGUAAGAUGUUUUCACUGUGAUGGUGGCUUACAUAACUGGGAAGCCGAUGAUGAUCCUUGGACUGAGCAUGCCAGAUGGUUUCCGAAGUGCGGUUUUGUGUCUAUUGUCCGUGGACAAGAUUUUAUCCAGCAUUGUAUCGACAACAGACCACCUUUAGAUCCUUUAAUAUUUCUUGGAGUACCUGAAAAUGGAGAAGAUGUCGGAGAAUCAUCUACAUCACAACCUGCCAGUUCUAGUUCUAGUUCUAAUUCUAAUUCUAAUUCUAAUCCAGUUAGAAUUAGACAUGAGGUUACUGAUACUGAAGUUGAAGAUCUUUUGCAUUCAGCACCAGCUAUUACCGCUCUACAAUUGGGUUUAAAUCUUGGGAGAGUAAAAACGGCAUUAAGACAACGUUUGGAAAGGUUCGGAGUACCUUACACAAAUUCUGAUCAGCUUAUUGAGCACGUUCGUCGUAUUCAUUUGACUGAAGAAAAUAACGGACUGGAAAAUAAUACAGAAACAUCAUCAUCCGAGCUAGCAGCUUUGUUGAGUAAAGUGAUUACAGUUCAAUCAUCAAGUAAAUCCAGAUCACAAGGGCAAAAUAGAUCGGAUAUUGUAAAACAGCAAGUACCAAUGAGUUGCAAUGGCGAGAGUCAAGAAGUGACAGUUAUGAGUUUAAAAAAAGAUAAAAGAGCUGACGCCCAGACAGAUAAUGGACCACUAUCACUUGAAGAGGAAAAUCGCCGUCUAAGAGAAGCGCGAUUAUGUAAAAUAUGUAUGGAUAGAGAAGUUUCAGUAGUAUUUCUGCCGUGUGGACAUCUUGCCACUUGUGUGCAAUGUGCACCGUCAUUAACAGACUGUCCAAUGUGCCGCCAAGAAAUUCGUGCCACCGUGCGAACGUUUUUAGCCUAAUCAAUUAUUUAUUGAUAAAUAAAUAAAUAAAUAAAUUAUUUAUUUUAUUUUAGUGAUUACGAUGAUGAUGAUGAAGAUAAUUAUUAUAAUAUAAAAAGAAUUGAUAUUAUUUUAUUUAAUAACUUAAUACGUAGCUUCUCGUAAUGAUUAUUUCUAAAAAUAAGCUGAUGCAGUUUAACAAUAAAUUAAAAUAACAAUAGCAAUAACAACUUCAGUAGUAUCGAAAAUUUUGACUUUUAAAAUUUUAAUUCUAAUUACGAGUUUUACAUGCUUACGUCAUAGAUAAUAAUUAUUGAUACCUGAUUUAAAACUCAUAGACCAAAAAGAAAGAGAUAUAAAUAUAUUAUAUAUUAUUAAUUGUAAAUUGUUUAUAAAAAAUAACCGAACAGAUAAAAGAUAUUGAGGACAAAAAAAUGCAGCUGUAACAAUCAAAUCUCAUUGUUAAUUAUCAAUUAUUUAUCUGGGAUAUAUAUUUUUUUUAAACUUGGUUCGUUUGCUAGAAAAAUGUGAUUAAGCAGAGAUAGAUAUUUUGUAAAUAUGUUUCACUGUUACAAAGUUUUAAUUAAAAUACAUAGAGGCUGAUGAUUAUCAA
Cotesia glomerata is the source of this 2720-nucleotide messenger RNA. It is a transcript of the gene Diap2, whose product is annotated as baculoviral IAP repeat-containing protein 7. The transcript is spliced from 8 exons. The record is from RefSeq and is a predicted model, not a curated record. Gene Ontology annotation, cellular component: nucleus; cytoplasm. Gene Ontology annotation, biological process: regulation of cell cycle; positive regulation of protein ubiquitination; negative regulation of apoptotic process. Lineage: Eukaryota; Metazoa; Arthropoda; Insecta; Hymenoptera; Braconidae. The coding region runs from base 398 to 2128 and encodes 576 amino acids. Gene Ontology annotation, molecular function: ubiquitin protein ligase activity; cysteine-type endopeptidase inhibitor activity involved in apoptotic process.